AUGACGAUCACGCAAGAAGACCUGUUGGAGCUCAAGCGCCACGCGCCACACUUCCACAUCCUGAGCGCCGGCGAACCGAAGGAGGCAAAGGCACUAUUUAAAGCCGCAGGCCAUGCGUUCCGACGCGCCAUGCGAGUUGGCGCAAAGCUAGCCCACCACGCUGAACUACACAAGGCUGAGAACGUCGAACCACAUGAAAAACAACUGCUAGAAGACCUCGCACGCGAUGGUUCAGAACAUGACGAACCACUCCAUACAAAGCUCGCAGAGCAUAUGCAAGGCGGAGGCUUCUUCAAAAAGCUCUGGCAUGGCAUCAAACACGUGGUUCACAAGGUAGGCAACAUCGUAGGCACCCCCUUUGAACUCCUCAAUUCGGCGGCAACGGGCGCCAAAAAGGCAGCGCGAGAUGCAAGUCACGGAGACUUUACAAUGGCGAACGACGCCCUCUCAACCGGAGAGCGUGCCUUGCAGCUGGCAACGGAAGCAGAGGCGGCAAUGGGUUAA
Monosiga brevicollis MX1 is the source of this 504-nucleotide messenger RNA. RefSeq lists its product as uncharacterized. The record is from RefSeq and is a predicted model, not a curated record. NCBI's taxonomy places the organism in Eukaryota, Choanoflagellata, Craspedida, Salpingoecidae. The transcript has a single exon. The coding region runs from base 1 to 504 and encodes 167 amino acids.